This is a messenger RNA of Strongylocentrotus purpuratus (purple sea urchin), 3932 nucleotides long. Its product is annotated as potassium voltage-gated channel subfamily H member 7. The record is from RefSeq and is a predicted model, not a curated record. Bases 105 to 2360 code for a protein of 751 amino acids. NCBI's taxonomy places the organism in Eukaryota, Metazoa, Echinodermata, Echinoidea, Camarodonta, Strongylocentrotidae. Gene Ontology annotation, biological process: potassium ion transmembrane transport; membrane repolarization during action potential. The transcript is spliced from 7 exons. Gene Ontology annotation, molecular function: inward rectifier potassium channel activity. Gene Ontology annotation, cellular component: membrane.
CUCUCAUAGGCCUUUUAAAAACAGCGCGUCUUCUCCGCCUGGUGCGAGUCGCCCGGAAGCUGGACCGCUACUCGGAGUACGGGGCGGCCGUCCUCCUUCUCCUCAUGGCAACCUUUGCCCUGAUAGCCCACUGGCUGGCGUGCAUCUGGUACGCGAUCGGGUCGGCAGAGCGACAGCAACUCGAGCAUCAGAUCGGGUGGCUGGAUCACCUUGCCAACGAGACGCACCAGUAUUACGUGGACAAUGUCACCAGCAGUGGGCCCACCAUCAAGUCCAAGUACAUUACAGCGCUUUACUUCACGUUCAGCAGUCUCACCAGCGUAGGGUUCGGCAACGUCUCCCCGAACACCAAUGCGGAGAAAAUCUUCUCGAUCUGCGUGAUGUUGAUAGGAUCACUCAUGUAUGCCAGCAUCUUUGGUAAUGUCUCGGCCAUCAUCCAGCGACUCUACUCAGGCACCGCCCGCUACCACACCCAAAUGUUGAGGGUCAAAGAAUUCAUCCGUUUCCAUCAGAUUCCCAACCCCCUACGGCAGAGAUUAGAGGAGUACUUCCAGCAUGCCUGGUCGUACACCAACGGCAUUGACAUGAACAUGGUCUUGAAGAGUUUUCCAGAGUGUCUUCAAGCGGACAUUUGCCUCCACCUCAACCGCAAUCUCCUCAACAACAGUCCAGCCUUCAAGGGGGCCAGUCCCGGCUGCCUCAGGGCUCUUUCUAUGAAGUUCAAGACCACUCACGCGCCACCAGGCGACACCCUCAUCCAUCGUGGGGACGUGUUGAGGGCGCUUUACUUUAUUUCCAGGGGCUCCAUUGAAAUCCUGAGAGAAGAUGUGGUCCUUGCUAUUCUAGGUAAAGACGAUGUGUUUGGGGAGAACAUUUGCGAACACGAGAUCGUUGGCAAGUCCAAAUGCAACGUGCGCGCCCUGACAUACUGCGACCUCCACAAGAUCCUAAGAGAUGACCUUUUGGAAGUCCUAGAGAUGUACCCAGAGUUUGCAGAACAGUUCACCAAGAAUCUAGAAAUAACCUUUGAACUCAGAGAUGAACAUGCUGCAUUAGGAAAAGACCCAGAACCGGAGAUUAAAUCUUGCAAGAUUCCAGACACAGUGCUCCACGACGAAAGAGAAAAGCCAAACGAUUUCAAAUACCAGCCGAAAAGUGUCAUUAAUAAAGAUGCCACAGCACGGCGGAUGAACUUUGCUCAGAACCAGUCGGGGAGCUCCGGUCACAACAGCAUCCCGACCUUGGACUCCAGCGACGACGACGAGUGCGGCAGGGGCAUCCUCGAAUUCUCGCCCGACAUGGCGGGGCGCGACGUUACCCCUGCCCCCGAGAUCCUGCAGGGACACGAGGAGAACCGGAGGAGCGGUGGAGGGUUGGAAGGAGUAGGCGGUGGAGGAGGGGGAAGCAGGGGAUCCUUCAACACCAUUGCAGGUAUAGACUCCUGCUUUCCCUCUUUCAAGGAUUGGUUGAAUAGGGAGCAACAGGGCGGCGCCGGCCAGGGUGCAUUAGCUGGAGUCAACAGUAUAGUGAACGCCGUUACAAAUACAAGAGGAAUGAGCCCAGAAUCGUCUCCGAUCAUGAAGCGGAAAGCUCGUCACUAUUCCAAUAACCAGAACGGGAAGAACGGCCAAAGAGGCUCCCAGCAACCAGAUAUCAUCGUAGAGGAUGUGAGCAGCUUUGUGUCUAACCCGGAUAUUGAGAGGCGGUUAGAUGACCUCCAGCGGCAGAUGAGCCGCUUGGAGGUCAAAGUGACGGGCGACAUGAACUCUAUCUUGGACAUUCUUCACAGGAUGCAUCAGAUGUACCCAUCGCCUCCCCAGCUGCUGCCGAGUCGCGUCAGGCAGCAGCGUCCGACCCUCCCCCGCAUGCGCACCGCCCCCUCCCACCCCAACACCUCGCACAGUUCCAGCUCCCCAGAGAGGAGCAUCCUCAAAACCCACAGCACGGACUUCCCUGCUCCCCCGCACAGCAAGAGCAGCUCAAGGCAUGCACGAACUUCGGCUCGAAGUGAGCCCUCAUUGACGGGGAGCAGUGGGGUGGGACGCCCGCCGCAGGACCCCCGGGAUGGAGGGGUAUCGUCGCUGGACAGUCCGGAAUCGGUGGAAGACGGACCAGUCAGCAGACGGAGACCAAAGCCUCCGGAAAGCCUGAUCCUGUCGUCGUUGUCGGACGUCUCUGUAGAUAGUCACAGUAGUAUACACUCCGAGGAGGCCCCCGUCUCCUCGCCUCUUUUCACUCAACCUGGACACAUACCAAAGAGCAGCUCCAUGCCUGCAUCAGGCUCCACCAGGAUCUCAUGGAAUGGAGCUGAAGGAGACUCCUCCACCACCAGUCCGCCAAUCAGAAACACCGAUGUAUAGCGGACCCUAGGUCACGAUCCUAACCGACCAAUCAGGAACCCUGAUAUAUAAUGCCCAGAAUCAUGGUUGUAGCCGAUUAUAAAGCAGGAAUGCUGAUGUAUAGGCAAUCCUAGGUCAUGGUCACAAGCGACCAAUCAGAAACUCUGGUGUAUAGGCAACCCUAGGUCAUGGUCACAACUGACCAAUCAGGAACCCUGAUAUAACACCAAGAGUCAUGGUUGUAGCUGACUAAGCAGGAAUGAUGAUGUACAGGCAACCCUAGGUCAUGAUCACAACUGACCAAUCAGAAACUCUAAUGUAUAGCCAACCCUACAUGUUGUGGUCGCAAUUGACCAAUCAGAAACUCUGAUGUACGUGUAUAACCAACCCUGAACCACGGCCAGCCAGUCACCUAAAGUGCAUGUAUUGGUGAAGCAAAGUAGGAACACCAAGAUUUGUUUCUGUAAUACCACAAUACACCUGUAACCCUGUUGCUGUUUUUAACAAGCAAGAUGAGAAUUUGUGGUUUAUGGAGCUUGCACUGAGAGACAAACAAAUUUGAUUAUUUCAAUCAUGUUUUUUACCAACAACUUGCUGACUUUUUUUUCCUCGAUUUUUCUAGUAUUAAAAACAAAGAAUGAUUGGCAUGUUGUCUGAAUGCAAAUAGUUGAAAGAGAUAGAAAUUGUGAAAUAAUGGAGAAAAAACAGAUUUGUGAAGGCUUUGGCAAGGGUUUGAACAAUUCAGCCUCCUAGGGAUAUUCAGCAUUCCCUCUGUGGUGGAGAUUGAACUAUUUAUAAUAAGGCGUAAAGAAAUGACAGUCUGUCUAUUUGAAUUCGUCUCUGUGUGACAAACAAUGCACCUGUUGUAGAGGUAUAUUUAAAGAGUUUGAGAGCAUUCACCGUUAUCGUUAUGUAUCCCGUACGGAGAAGGUAGCGGGAUAUGUGUGAGGAAAUUGUGUGAAUUUGACAAAUUUGAAAAAAGGGCACUGCUAUGUCAUGCAAAAAGUGCAUAAAGCUGGCGAUAUAUACGGAAAAGGGUUCGUGGUGAGAUAAAAACAGAUAGUUAUGACAAAUAGAGUAUACCAAUGUACUUGUUAAAAUUAAAAGAGAGUAUAUAAACGCAUGUACAUUGACCAUGAACCUGUUAUGCUCUUUGUGUACCGGUAAUAGAAGGAGGGUUAAACCUCACAUUAACAUUAUGUCGGCGCGAAAAGUGGAAAAAAGAACAAAGCACAGAGUAAGCCAAUGAAUGGUGACAGGGGGAGGCAAAGAUUCAGCAAGUUUUAAAGUCAUUUUAAUGUCAGUGUUUUGACAAGUUUCUGAAAGAUGGUUUACUUAAAAGUUGUAUUGUUCAAAGAAAUGGGAUGGUUUUGCAGAAAUUAGAAAGAGGAGAUGAGAUUUAAAAUGUAGGUUAUUGCAUAAAGAUCACGAUUUAAAGUCUAAUUGAAAGAUCUAAAGGAACACUUUUUUAAAGAUGACAUGUUUUUUAAUUCAAGUGAUGCAAUUGGUGCAUGUAAGUGGCAGAAAUAUUUGUAGGAAUGAAUAAUACAUCAUUAGUACUAUGAUAAUGCAACUACAUGUAAUUAAAAAUUU